CGCCCUUUCCCUUCCCCAAAACCGUUGAGAAGAAACCGAAAGAGGCAAGCAACGAACAGGGCGUAAACUUGCCAGGAGAGGGCGGUAGGGUUAAUUUUGAGGAGAGAAGAAACCGAAAGAGGCAAGCAACGAUGAGGGCGUAAACUUGCGAGGAGAGGGCGCCACACACACAGAGUUCCUUCUCCUGCGAGGAGAGGCCACUCGGGUUUCGGACUGGUACAAGGGGGAAGAGGAGGGGAAGAGAUGACUGAUCGGCUUACUCGAAUUGCGAUCGUGAGCUCGGAUCGGUGCAAGCCGAAGAAGUGCUCGCAACAGUGUAAAAAGAGUUGCCCUGUCGUGAAAACAGGGAAGCAAUGCAUCCAAGUAGACAAAGCCUCAAAGAUUGCUUUCAUAUCUGAGGAGUUGUGCAUCGGAUGUGGUAUUUGUGUCAAGCAAUGUCCAUUUAAGGCCAUUCAAAUUAUCAAUCUUCCAAAAGAUUUGGAUAAAGAUACAACACAUCGUUAUGGGGCGAACACCUUUAAACUGCAUAGGUUGCCAGUUCCUAGACCUGGACAGGUUCUGGGUUUGGUUGGGACAAAUGGAAUUGGAAAGUCAACUGCUCUUAAAGUAUUAGCUGGAAAGUUGAAGCCAAACUUGGGUCGUUUUAAUAAUCCACCUGAUUGGCAGGAAAUUUUGACUUAUUUUAGAGGCUCGGAGCUUCAGAAUUAUUUUACCCGUAUUCUGGAAGAUAAUCUUAAGGCAAUUAUCAAGCCUCAAUAUGUUGACCACAUACCGAAAGCAGUGCAAGGAAAUGUGGCUCAGGUGCUUGAUCAAAAGGAUGAAAAGCAUAUGAAAGCAGAGCUUUGCGACGAACUUGAGUUAAAUCAGGUUAUAGAUAGGAAUGUUGGUGAUUUAUCAGGUGGAGAGCUUCAGCGGUUUGCUAUUGCAGUGGUGGCAAUUCAGAGUGCAGAAAUAUAUAUGUUUGAUGAGCCAUCAAGUUAUCUUGAUGUGAAACAGAGGCUAAAAGCUGCACAAGUUAUUCGGUCAUUGCUUCGGCCUAAUAGCUAUGUGAUUGUCGUUGAACAUGAUCUUAGCGUCCUAGAUUACCUUUCGGACUUCAUUUGUUGUCUCUAUGGGAAGCCAGGGGCUUACGGGGUUGUAACACUUCCUUUCUCUGUUAGAGAAGGUAUUAACAUAUUCUUAGCAGGAUUUGUUCCAACUGAAAAUCUUCGGUUUCGUGACGACUCUCUUACUUUUAAGGUUGCAGAGACAGCACAGGAAAGUGCUGAAGAGAUACAAACUUAUGCAAGAUAUAAAUAUCCAACCAUGACAAAAACACAGAGAAAUUUUAAACUUCGUGUUGUUGAGGGUGAAUUUACAUACUCCCAGAUUAUUAUAAUGCUGGGGGAGAAUGGGACUGAGAAGACCACAUUUAUCCGAAUGCUGGCUCAUCUUUUGAAACGUGACUCAGUGGAGGGCUCGGAGUUGGAAAUACCUGAGUUCAAUGUUUCUUACAAACCACAAAAUAUAUGUCCAAAGUUCCAGUCAACUGUUCGCGACUUGCUGCAUGAAAAAAUCCCAGAUUCUUAUAUGCAUCCCCAAUUUGUGUUGGAUGUCAUGAAGCCGCUCCAAAUACCACAGUUAAUGGACCAAAAGGUCAUUAAUCUUUUUGGUGGAGAAAUGCAGAGAGUAGCGUUAUGUCUAUGUCUUGGCAAGAGUGCAGAAAUAUAUAUGUUUGAUGAGCCAUCAAGUUAUCUUGAUGUGAAACAGAGGCUAAAAGCUGCACAAGUUAUUCGGUCAUUGCUUCGGCCUAACAGCUAUGUGAUUGUUGUUGAACAUGAUCUUAGCAUCCUAGAUUACCUUUCGGACUUCAUUUGCUGUCUCUAUGGGAAGCCAGGGGCUUACGGGGUUGUAACACUUCCUUUCUCUGUUAGAGAAGGUAUUAACAUAUUCUUAGCAGGAUUUGUUCCAACUGAAAAUCUUCGGUUUCGUGACGACUCUCUUACUUUUAAGGUUGCAGAGACAACACAGGAAAGUGCUGAAGAGAUACAUACUUAUGCAAGAUAUAAAUAUCCAACCAUGACAAAAACACAGGGAAAUUUUAAACUUCGUAUUGUUGAGGGUGAAUUUACUGACUCCCAGAUUAUUGUAAUGCUGGGGGAGAAUGGGACUGGGAAGACCACAUUUAUCCGAAUGCUGGCUGGUCUUUUGAAACCUGACUCAGUGGAGGGCUCAGAGUUCGAAAUACCUGAGUUCAAUGUUUCUUACAAACCACAAAAAAUAAGUCCAAAGUUCCAGUUAACUGUUCGCGACUUGCUGCAUGAAAAAAUCCCAGAUUCUUAUAUGCAUCCCCAAUUUGUGUCAGAUGUCAGGAAGCCGCUCCAAAUAGAACAGUUAAUGGACCAAAAGGUCAUUAAUCUUUCUGGUGGAGAACUGCAGAGAGUAGCGUUAUGUAUAUGUCUUGGCAAGCCUGCGGAUAUUUAUCUGAUUGAUGAGCCAAGUGCGUACCUGGACUCAGAGCAGCGUAUAGUGGCUUCUAAAGUCAUAAAGCGAUUCAUCCUUCAUGCUAAGAAGACUGCGUUUGUGGUGGAGCAUGACUUUAUAAUGGCAACAUACCUUGCUGAUCGAGUUAUUGUUUACGAGGGGAUACCAUCCUUGGAUUGUGUUGCUAAUGCUCCCCAGUCCCUCUUGACAGGGAUGAAUCUUUUCUUGUCGCAUUUGGACAUUACUUUUAGAAGAGAUCCGACCAACUAUAGGCCCCGCAUAAACAAGCUUGAUUCUACUAAAGACAGGGAACAGAAGGCUGCUGGUUCCUAUUACUACUUGGAUGAUUGAAGCAGCUCCCUCUGCUGGUUCCUAUUACUACCUGGAUGAUUGAAGCAGCUCCCUUUGCAGGUUUCAGGGUGCCCAUCUGGGAUUCUAGUGGCAGAUUUAACUCUGCUGGCUAUAUACCUUGUUGAAGCGUCAUUUGGUGAUGGUGAUGAUGCAGUCUGCUCGACAAAGAGGCCUAAUUGAAGUAUUCUUGAUGUUCAGUUUUUCCAGAGUUCCAUAGCAACAAAUGCUACAUUAUGUCCCAUGCUUAAGUGCAGGGGCAGUUAAUGAGUUUUGGUCGGUGAAUAAGUUGAAAUUAGAAUGGUCCAUUUGACAAUCAUAUGUGAUGCUUGAAAAUUCUUGUUGUGAAUUUGUAGCUUUCCCAUUGCAUGAAUUGACAGAGAGAGAGCAUCUAGCGGCUGAAGUCUAUGGUGUUAAGCGUUUCAUGCUACUGAUAAAUUGGAGCCUGCUAAAUCAAUCACUAAUGAUGACAUCUCUUCCUACAAAAAUGUGAAGAAUAUUACAGAUCAUAAUAAGAACCACUCCAUCUUCAAGAAAUAGCCUGCGCAGAUCUUCAAAGCUGGUGGUUUCAUCAGCUGUGCUUGCCUGCUGCGUCCGUUGAGGGUGAAAAAGCAAUAUCCCUAUCAAAGGCUAAACCUACGAAAACUAUCAUUCGAGGUAUCAGUCACGAAGUUCUCCCUUGCACACUCUCUCUUCAUUUUUAAAGAGAGAGAGAAAGAGAUGAUAGCCAAUAGGAAAACAAAAAGCUGCAGGAUCACGGAUUCAACGGUUAUGGUUAAUAUGUUUAUACCAGAUCAGGGUAAGCAUACUGUACCACUGUGCUGAAGAGAACAACAAUGACGGUGCUUGUGAUCAUGAGCAUUACCGGGAACCGAAGUCGAUGCUGAUGUUGUAAACUGACAAAAAGCAGCUAGUUAAGGAACUUCAGAUAAUCCUGCUGGAUCGAGAAGAACAUAACCAAGCGCGAUUCUGAUCUCCACGUACGUGGUUGUAUGACAAAGCCAUGGUGACGGCACCUCUGAUAUGGCCAGCCCACUAGAUUGAUAUGUGUCCUAUAGUUGGGUAUAUUUUUUGUAGGGCAGUGGAGCUUUUGUUUCCU
This is a messenger RNA of Nymphaea colorata (pocket water lily), 3910 nucleotides long. RefSeq names its product ABC transporter E family member 2-like. Gene Ontology annotation, molecular function: iron ion binding; ribosomal small subunit binding; ATP binding. Gene Ontology annotation, biological process: ribosomal subunit export from nucleus; translational termination; translational initiation. Lineage: Eukaryota; Viridiplantae; Streptophyta; Magnoliopsida; Nymphaeales; Nymphaeaceae. Bases 244 to 2814 code for a protein of 856 amino acids. The transcript is spliced from 17 exons. The record is from RefSeq and is a predicted model, not a curated record.